AUGCGUAUGCUUGCUUAUGGAGUUGGGGCAGAUGUUAUGGAUGAUUAUCUCCAAAUUGGUGAAAGCACAUCAAUUGAAGCUAUGAGAAAGUUUGUGUUUGCUGUUAUUGAUGUGUUUGGAGUUGAAUACUUGAGAAAACCAAAUUCGAAUGAUAUUUCCAGAUUGUUAUUGAUGGGUGAGAGUCGUGGGUUUAGAGCAAUGCUUGGUAGUAUUGAUUAUAUACAUUGGAAGUGGAAGAAUUGUCCAGUUGCUUGGAAAUGUAUGUUUUCUAGUGAAGAUCAUCGUGAACCUUCAUUGAUUCUUGAAGCUGUUGCCUCACAAGAUCUUUAG
Molecule: messenger RNA, 330 nt
Organism: Fragaria vesca subsp. vesca
Lineage: Eukaryota; Viridiplantae; Streptophyta; Magnoliopsida; Rosales; Rosaceae
Exons: 1
Coding region: 1-330 (109 amino acids)
Source: RefSeq, a predicted model, not a curated record